CAGCGAGCACCGGGCGGAGGAGCAGCCCCCGGCCCCCGCGUCCGGGCCGGCCCGAGCGCCCGGCCCGCCUCCCCCGACCCACCCCUUUAAUACUAGCCCGGCGCCGCUCCCGCGGAGUCCGCGGACAUGUCCUUCCCGCAGCUGGGAUACCCGCAGUACCUGAGCGCCGCGGGGCCAGGCGCCUACGGCGGGGAGCGCCCGGGGGUGCUGGCCGCGGCGGCUGCCGCCGCCGCCUCGUCGGGCCGGCCGGGGACCGCGGAGCUGGGCGCGGGCGCGGCCGCCGUCACCUCGGUGCUGGGUAUGUACGCGGCGGCCGGGCCGUACGCGGGCGCGCCCAGCUACAGCGCCUUCCUACCCUACGCCGCUGACCUCAGUCUCUUCUCGCAGAUGGGCUCACAGUAUGAACUCAAGGACAACCCCGGGGUGCACCCCGCCACCUUUGCUGCCCACACGGCACCGGCCUACUAUCCCUACGGCCAGUUCCAGUACGGAGACCCGGGGCGGCCCAAGAACGCCACGCGCGAGAGCACCAGCACGCUCAAGGCCUGGCUCAACGAGCACCGCAAGAACCCGUACCCCACCAAGGGCGAGAAGAUCAUGCUGGCCAUUAUCACCAAGAUGACCCUCACGCAGGUGUCCACCUGGUUCGCCAACGCGCGCCGGCGCCUCAAGAAGGAGAACAAGGUGACGUGGGGCGCGCGCAGCAAGGACCAGGAGGACGGCGCCCUUUUCGGAAGCGACACGGAGGGAGACCCUGAGAAGACUGAGGACGACGAGGAGAUCGACCUGGAGAGCAUCGACAUCGACAAGAUGGACGAGCACGACGGCGACCAGAGCAACGAGGACGACGAGGACAAGGCCGAGGCGCCGCGCGCGCCCGCAGCUCCCACCCCCCUCGCGCGGGACCAGGGCUCGCCCCUGGCCGCCGACACGCUCAAGCCUCAAGACUCGCCCCUGGGCCUGCCCAAGGAAGUCCCGGAGCCCGGCAGCACGCGCCUGCUGAGUCCUGGUGCGGCGGGCGGCCUGCAGGGCGCGCCGCACAGCAAGCCCAAGAUCUGGUCGCUGGCCGAGACGGCCACGAGCCCCGACGGCGCUCCCAAGGCCUCGCCGCCGCCGCCCGCUGGCCAUCCAGGCGCGCCGCUGCAGCACCCCGCCUUCCUGCCCAGCCACGGACUGUACACCUGCCACAUCGGCAAGUUCUCCAACUGGACCAACGGCGCCUUCCUGGCGCAGGGCUCUCUGCUCAACAUGCGCUCCUUCCUGGGCGUUGGCGCGCCCCACGCCACGCCCCACGGCCCACACCUGCCCGCGCCGCCGCCGCCGCCGGUCACCGUUGCCGCGGGGGUGCUCCACGGCGACAAGGCCUCAGCCCGCAGCAGCCCCGCGCUCCCAGAGAGAGACCUCAUCACCAGGCCAGACUCGCCGCCACAACAGUUAAAGUCGCCCUUCCAGCCUGUUCGGGACAACUCGCUGGCCCCGCAGGAGGGAACGCCGCGGAUCCUAGCAGCCCUCCCGUCCGCUUGAUUCGGGGUCUUCUUUUACUUUUGCGGGGGGAGGGGGGAGGAGUUCGGGAGGGAGGGGAUGAGGGAGGAAUUAAGACAAAUAUUUCAGACUGGUGUAAAGGACAAAUGUGGCCACGACGUCAACGACUCCCAUCCAUCGCUUUCUGCAGAAAGGGGUUCUUCCGGCCGAGCUGGCGUCCGGGCAGCCGGCCUCCGCCCGCGCGGCUCGGCUCUGGUAGCUGUCACCACGCUCCGGUUGGUUAUCAGUUCGGUAAAUGCCCCUAUGUGCUUGUGUCUUUUUUUCUUUCUUUCUGUAUAUAGAGUGAUUUCAGAUUGUAAAUAGCGCGUCAGCGAACUUGUCUAAAUCAUAUAUUUUUGUCUAAUAAACUAAAUGAAAUGAU
Rhinolophus ferrumequinum (greater horseshoe bat) is the source of this 1903-nucleotide messenger RNA. It is a transcript of the gene IRX1, whose product is annotated as iroquois homeobox 1. Lineage: Eukaryota; Metazoa; Chordata; Mammalia; Chiroptera; Rhinolophidae. Gene Ontology annotation, biological process: regulation of transcription by RNA polymerase II; cell development; neuron differentiation. The record is from RefSeq and is a predicted model, not a curated record. Bases 127 to 1524 code for a protein of 465 amino acids. The transcript is spliced from 4 exons. Gene Ontology annotation, molecular function: DNA-binding transcription factor activity, RNA polymerase II-specific; RNA polymerase II cis-regulatory region sequence-specific DNA binding. Gene Ontology annotation, cellular component: nucleus.